Leucoraja erinaceus (little skate) is the source of this 1407-nucleotide messenger RNA. RefSeq names its product chromosome 2 C8orf82 homolog (gene c2h8orf82). The transcript is spliced from 3 exons. Bases 51 to 680 code for a protein of 209 amino acids. NCBI's taxonomy places the organism in Eukaryota, Metazoa, Chordata, Chondrichthyes, Rajiformes, Rajidae. The record is from RefSeq and is a predicted model, not a curated record.
CUAGCAACGGGGACGAGGGCCCGGCGGACAUGACAUGACAUGACACGGACAUGGCGCUGGUGCUGAGGGCGGGCGGCCGCUUGUUGCGGCUCUCUCUGUGCCGCCGGGCGAGCUACACGCAGGGCCAGAGCCCAGAGCCGCGCAUCCGCGAGUACUUCUACUACAUCGACCACCAGGGCCAGCUCUUCCUCGAUGACACUAAGGUGAAAAAUUUCAUCACUUGCUUUAAAGAUAAAAAGUUUCUGGUGUUCUUCUUCAAGCAACUGAGGAAGAAUGGUACUGAACGCUACCAGGAAUUCCCCUACCUCUCCCCCUGCGGGCGGGAGCGGAAUUUUGUCCGCUGCGAGGACCUGCCGAUUGUCUUCACGCACCUGGUCCGGGGCGACGGGCCGGAGGGAGAGCUGCUGUCCUACGGCGGAGCGGGGGACGAGCUGUCCGUGAACUUCGAGCCCCAGAGGCUCUUCAUGCCGGUGAACGGUAGGGUGUAUCACCCGGCCCCGGAGAGAACAGGUGGCGUGGGACUGGUCAAGUCCGCCCUGGCCUUUGAGCUUAGCGGCCACUUUGAAUACACCAACAGUGGACCAGAAACCGGGCCCCCGUCACACUUCAACUGGAAGGGUCAACGACUCAGGCUGUCCAACGAACUCGCCGCACACAUCCAGAAUGAAGAGCCCACUUAGAGACAUCCUCAAUGCUACCCGUGUAGGUUACAAUCGGAUGAACAGAAAUACAUUCUCAUUUCACAGAGUGGUCGUACAGAAUGGAAAACAGGCCCUUUGGUCCAACUCGUCCAACCCAAGUGGCAUUUCAAUUCAGUUUAGUUUCAUUUAGAGAUUUUGUUGUUUGUGCGUAUGUCAGUGUGUGAGCUGGGUGUGUGUGUGUGAGGGUAUGAGUGUGUGUGGGUCUGGGUCUGUGUGCAUGUGUGUUUGUUCGUGUGUGUAUACGUAUUUGUGAGUGUGUGAACUAUAUGUGGGUUUUUGGGAGUGUGUGCGUGCGUGCGUGCGUGUGUGCGCGCGCGUGUGUGUGUGUGUCACAUUGGCCAAUCUCUACCACACAGCCUGACAUUCAGAUUCCCCUCAAACCAGCCUCUCCUUGUCCAGCCACUAUUCUGCACAGCCCUGGCCUGCACCGCUCCCGACACUUGUUGUGGCAGUGAUGCGGGCUCAUUCCCUCAGCACUGACUCUGGUUGGAAGCGUUACUCCACUUGGACAGUUGUACCUCACUGUGGGUUUAUUUUGUCUGGCAGCUGUGCGAUGAGAACUGUCUCUGUUUGACGUCAGUCCCUGAAGAUGAACACUCGUGCAUUCAGCGGAUAGCAGAUGAAUGUAUUUUCUCACAGUAGCUGUCUGUUUAGAUGGCCCUGAUUAAUGCUUCGUUGGUGCAAUAAACAAAAUCAUUUAAUGUUG